AUGUCCACUGAAGAAGUCAAGCACGAGACUGCGGCCGCGGUCGCCGCCGAGGAGGCCGAGGACCACGAAGACGCCGGCGUCGAGACGGGCGAGUCGGAGGAGCCGCAGGCUUACUUCGAGCCCGUCGUCAAGCUCAACGAAGUCGAGGUCGUCUCGGGUGAGGAAGACGAGGAACACAAGGAGGCUGGCAAGGUCCGCAUGCUCAUGCGCCAGGAGAAGACGCUCAAGAUUACGAUCAACCACUUGGUCGAGUCGCGCGCCGAGUUGGGUGCCAACAUGGGCAGCGACCGUGCCUGGGUCUGGACGUGCUACGAUUUCUCGGAGGGCGUCGUCGAGGCCAAGACGUUCGCGUUGCGUUUCGCCAACGCCGAGAACGCCCAGGCGUUCAAGGAAGCCCACGACAACGCUAAGAAGAUCAACAAGGCCCUCGAAGCUGGCGCUGACGCCGAGGACACCUCGGCCGGCGACGCCGCCGCCAAGGCCCUCGAGAGCCUCGACGUCAAGAAGGAUUAA
Messenger RNA from Saprolegnia parasitica CBS 223.65, 513 nucleotides. RefSeq lists its product as hypothetical. NCBI's taxonomy places the organism in Eukaryota, Oomycota, Saprolegniomycetes, Saprolegniales, Saprolegniaceae. The transcript has 2 exons. Gene Ontology annotation, molecular function: GTPase activator activity. The coding region runs from base 1 to 513 and encodes 170 amino acids. The record is from RefSeq and is a predicted model, not a curated record. Gene Ontology annotation, biological process: intracellular transport. Gene Ontology annotation, cellular component: cytoplasm; nuclear pore.